Molecule: messenger RNA, 1086 nt
Organism: Euleptes europaea (tarantolino)
Lineage: Eukaryota; Metazoa; Chordata; Lepidosauria; Squamata; Sphaerodactylidae
Product: zinc finger protein 501-like
Exons: 1
Coding region: 58-1086 (342 amino acids)
Biological process (GO): regulation of transcription by RNA polymerase II
Cellular component (GO): nucleus
Molecular function (GO): DNA-binding transcription activator activity, RNA polymerase II-specific; RNA polymerase II cis-regulatory region sequence-specific DNA binding
Source: RefSeq, a predicted model, not a curated record
AUUAGAAAUGGGAGAACUGUAAGUGGGGAAAGAUUUUCUGAAAUAUCAGACAUCAGUAUGCAAUGGAAUGCCUAUCAAAGAGAGAAAAUAUUUACAUGCCUUAAGUGUGGAAAAACAUUUGGAUGGAAGAACUGUUUUAUUUCCCAUCAAACAAUUCACACAGGGGAGAAACCAUAUAAAUGUCUGGAGUGUGGGAAACGGUUUGGGCGGAAGUAUAGCCUUACUAUCCAUCAAAGAAUCCACACAGGGGAGAAACCAUAUAAAUGCCUGGAGUGUGGGAAAAGCUUCAGUCAGAAUGGAAAACUUACUAUCCAUCAAAGGAUUCACACAGGGGAGAAGCCAUAUACAUGCCUGGAGUGUGGAAAAACUUUCUAUCACAAAGGAAAGCUUACCUACCAUCAAAGAAUUCAUACAGGGGAGAAGCCCUAUAAAUGCCUAGAGUGUGGAAAAACCUUCAAUCACAGUGGAAGCCUUACUUACCAUGAAAGAAUUCACACAGGAGAGAUGAAAUAUAAAUGCCAGGAGUGUGGAAAAAGCUUCAAUCACUGUGGAAGCCUUAUUUCCCAUCAAAGAAUUCAUACAGGGGAGAAACCAUAUAAAUGCCUGGAGUGUGGAAAAUGCUUCCGUAGGACUGGAAAUCUUACUACCCAUAAAAGAAUUCACACAGGGAAGAAACCAUAUAAAUGCCUGGAAUGUGGAAAAAGCUUCACUCAUAGUGGAAACCUUACUUCCCAUCAAAGAAUUCACACAGGGGAGAAAAAAUACCAAUGCCUAGAAUGUGGGAAAAGGUUCAGUCAAAGUGGAAGCCUUACCUCCCAUCAAAGAAUUCACACAGGGGAGAAACCAUAUCAAUGCCAGGAUUGUGGGAAAACCUUUAGUAAGAGUGGAAACCUUACUUCCCAUCUAAAAAUCCAUACAGGGGAGAAACCAUAUAAAUGCCUGGAGUGUGGGAAGAACUUCAGUAAGAAUGGAGACCUCAAUCUACAUCAAAAAGUACACACAAGGAAAAGAGCUGAAGCAGGAGACAGCCAGAGACAGGGCUUUUUCAGUGGUGGCAUGUUGCCUAAGAAAUGCCCUUCCCAUUGA